GUUUAACCGAGAGCUAAUAAGUCUAACUAUAAAUUAUUAAGACGUAAUUUAAUUAACAAAAAAAAAAAACCCACAACUCGUCGAUUAGGAAACGAAACACAGGAGAAGCAAGAGUUUUGCUUCAAAAUGAACAAACAACGACUUUUAUUUAGUUUAAUUUUGUGGUGCCUAAGUGCUCCGAGUCUCCAAAUACGCAUUCCGGAGGAUCUGGAAAAUGACGCCGUUAACGCUUUGAGCUCGGAACGGGCACGUUCUUUGACCCAGUGCGGUCAGGGCGGCGAAAGCAAAGUGGCCGAUGAGUACGAUGUGUGUCCGCCGAGUAAGUACCGCCAGCCCACCGCCGAGUGCAACAAUGUGUCGCACCGCAAGUGGGGAGCCCGUGGAGAUAUCUUCCAACGUCUGCUCCAGGCCGAUUACGCCGAUGGUGUUAGUCAGCCGCGGAGUUCCAGUGGCACUCACGCCCUGCCCGAUGCCGAGCUAGUUAUCGAGCAACUCCAGCAUCAUGUGGAAAGCGAUUUGCGCCAUCCUCACAUUACUGCCAUGCUGCCGGCCUGGGGUCAGUUACUGGCCAAUGAUUUGUAUGAAGUCGGUCAGUUGCCCAUUGGUGGCAAGUGCUGUGAACGCGACUCGGCCGUCAAGGAUCCCAGCGAGCUGCAGCAAUGCUUUGUGCGGGCAGGACCAGAUUGUAAGGAGUACAAGAGAUCGGCUCCAGGAUUCGAUGUAGAGGCUUGCCAGAAACAUGUUCGCCAGCAGAUGAAUAUUGCCUCGGCGUACAUUGAUGGUUCCGGUUUGUAUGGAUCAACCCGUCACGAAUUCGACCAACUUCGCACCUACAUCAGUGGUGGGGUGAAAGUGGAGACUUGUCGCUAUUGCCAGGUGGCUGGAGCCACUGGAGCAUUGCAUCGGGCUCUGCUGCAGCAGCACAACAACAUUGGCGAGCAAUUGGCUCACAUCAAUCCCGAGUGGUCGGAGGAGGAUGUCUUCUUGGAAGCCAGGCGCAUAAUCACUGCCACCAUACAGCACAUUACCUACAACGAAUUCUUGCCAUUGGUCCUGGGACAGGAGACAACAGCCAAGGAAGGUCUCCGACUGACUCCGGAGAAACAUUCCAGCAACUACUCUAGUUCGGUGCGCGGUGGCAUCUACAAUGAGUUCGCCACCAGCGCCAUGCCUGCUUUCUGGAGCAUGUACCCGCCCGAGAUGUUGUCCAAUAAGAUGUCCGCCCACGAGUUGCUUUCGAUCGCCGCCUUGCAAAGAUCCCUGGUGCCUAGCCAGACAAACGCCGAAGGCUGGUCCGAACUGGCAUUGGCCGUGCAUCGUGGACGUGACCAUGGCGUUGCCUCUUACGUGCAUGCCCUGGACUUGUGCGAGCGCCGUUAUGCCGAGAAGAACAUAGCCAACGUAACCUUUGAUGGUCUGGUCUCGCUGAGCAAUAUUCCCGAGGAGUACAUCACCAAUCUGAGAGACAUUUACCAGAAUGCUGAGGACAUUGAUCUCCUUGUUGGAGCCCUUCUGGAAGAGCCUGCUGUGGGUGCUCUGUUUGGACCUACAAUCACUUGCCUGUUGACUCUGCAAUUCGAGCAACUCAAGCAGACCGAUCGUUUCUGGUACGAGAAUGAGAUUCCUCCAUCCUCAUUCACCCUCGACCAACUCAAGAGCAUACGCCAAACCACUUUGUCAGGAUUACUGUGUGGCUCUCAUCAAGUCGCUACGGCCCAGUCCAAGGCUUUUAUUCUUGAGGAUAACUAUCUAAACUCUAUCCUGGACUGCACUCAGUUGCCUGCUUUCGAUUUGCGUCCAUGGAAAAUCAAUAGUGAGGACGAACUUCAUGUAGAACAUGUCGAGGUUGAACCAGACACCAAAGAAGCAAUUGCCGAACUCAGUCCCGAGCUAAUUGAGGCUGCUGUAGAGCGUGCAAAACAGGAGUUGGAAGAGCGUAAACGAUUUGAGUACGAGGUGUGGCGAGCACAGGGCGGAAUCAGUGCUCGGUCUCCCGAUGGCACAGCCGCCUCCUUCAGCAAAGCCAAUCUGGCUGCCUUGAACAUGGCAAACUCAUCGCUUAUCUUUGAGCUGGCUUCCAAUGAGAUCGUCAAGUCGCUGAAUCGCAUUACCAGACGCAAACGUCAAAUCUUCAAUCCCAAUCAGAGCGCAUUUAAUCGCAAUGAAUUGACCGACACGCUGCAGACUGUCGACAUUAGCUCCUUUAUUGGCGGCCCUGCACCGGGAACCAUUGAUGAGUGUCCUGAGCCAACACAGCAAUGUGAUGCCAAUACUCCGUUCCGAACCAUCUCCGGCAGAUGCAACAAUCUGCGCAAUCCCAACUGGGGCAAGUCGCUAACCACCUUCUCUCGCUUGUUGCCUGCUCAGUAUGAGGACAGCAUUUCUGCCCCUCGAGUAACGGGUGUGACUGGAACACCUCUGCCCAAUCCACGUACCAUUUCCACAACUAUUCACCCGGAUAUAUCCAAUCUGCAUACUCGCUACUCUCUCAUGGUGAUGCAGUUCGCCCAGUUUGUGGAUCACGACUUAACUCUGACCCCCAUCCACAAGGGUUUCCAUGAGUCCAUUCCCAGUUGCCGUGCCUGUAACUCCCGCCAGACUGUCCAUCCCGAAUGCAAUCCCUUCCCAGUACCCUCCGGCGAUUUCUAUUACCCCGAGGUGAAUGUGACAAGUGGAGAGCGCUUCUGCUUCCCCUCGAUGAGAUCUCUGCCCGGUCAGCAGUCUUUGGGACCUCGUGACCAGAUUAAUCAGAAUACCCAUUUCUUGGACGCUUCGAUGGUGUAUGGCGAGCACGUCUGCCUAAGCAACAAGCUGCGCGGCUUCUCUGGUCGCCUGAACAGCACAGUGCAUCCUAUUCGUGGAAAGGAAUUGUUGCCCCAGACUGCCACUCAUCCAGAAUGCAAGUCUCGGAACGGCCUUUGCUUCGUUGGCGGCGACGAUCGUGCCUCCGAGCAGCCAGGACUAACAGCCAUUCACACCACUUUCCUGCGCGAGCACAAUCGCAUCGUUGAAGGUCUGCGCGGAGUGAAUCCCCAUUGGAAUGGAGAGCAAUUGUUCCACCACACGCGCCGUAUUGUGAGCGCCCAAGUGCAGCACAUUGUCUUCAACGAGUUCCUUCCACGCAUCCUAAGCUGGAACGCUGUGAAUCUUUAUGGACUGAAACUGUUGCCCCAGGGCUAUUACAAGGACUACAAUCCGUCUUGCAGUCCCAUCGUUUUCAAUGAGUUUGCAGCGGCUGCUUUCCGCAUUGGCCACUCCCUGCUCCGUCCACAUAUUCCUCGUCUCAGUGUUCAACACCAGCCCGUCGAUCCUCCUCUUCUAUUGCGUGACGGCUUCUUCCGCAUGGACGCUUUGCUGCAGCCUGGCAUUGUUGAUGAAAUCCUGCGUGGCUUAGUAGCCACUCCCAUGGAGACUUUGGAUCAAUUCAUCACCGGCGAGGUGACCAAUCAUCUGUUUGAGGAUCGUAAGAUUCCUUUCUCGGGCAUCGACUUGAUUGCCCUGAAUAUUCAGCGAGCCCGUGACCAUGGUAUUCCAUCGUACAACAACUACCGAGCCCUCUGCAACCUGAAACGCGCUACCAACUGGAACGAUCUGAGCCGCGAAAUACCCACCGAAGUCAUUAAUCGCUUCCAGAAAGUUUAUGCCAGUGUGGAUGACAUUGAUCUGUUCCCUGGAGCCAUGACAGAGCGUCCGUUGCAGGGUGGUCUGGUGGGACCCACUUUGGCUUGCAUCAUUGGCAUUCAGUUCCGUCAGUUGCGCAAGUGCGAUCGCUUCUGGUACGAAAAUCAGAAUCCCGAGGUUAAGUUUACGGAAGCUCAGCUGGCUGAGAUACGUAAGGUUACCCUGGCGAAGAUUGUUUGCGAGAAUCUCGAAGUCACUGGAGACAUGCAACGUGCUGCCUUCGAUCUGCCCAGCAAUUUCCUAAAUCCUCGUGUGCCUUGCGCAUCUAUGCCACAAAUUGAUUUGAAUGCCUGGCGUGAAAAUGUCCAGGGUUGUCAGAUUGGCAAUCGCAACGUACGUGUGGGUGAAUCCGCUUUCCCAUCACCUUGCACCAGUUGUGUGUGCUCUUCCGAAGGGGCUCAAUGCGCCUCUCUACGCAUCACAGAUUGCGGCCAACUGAUCCGCCAGUGGCCCAAGGAGGCUAUUUUGCGUGACGAGGUCUGCAACUCUCAGUGUGGCAUCUAUUUGACUGGUCAGCAGGCCAGUGGCUUUAAUCCACAGCAGCGACAAGGCCACGCUCAAUCCCGUGUCACCAGGUCACGCAAUCAGAACCUCUUCAAAUUCCCCGACCUGACGCCAUUCAUUGCUUCCUUGUAAAUACACCCAGCUGGAUCCGAUAUAACCUUCACAUAGUUUGGCCAAUUUUGUAAAUAAAUUUGACGCUUUGUACAUACAAUGUCUCUAAAUCUAUGUACCACUUGAUCGAGUCGAGAACGUCCAGGAAAUAAUCAUCCACAUUUACAACUGCCAACUCGGAGCAACAUUUCUGGAAAGGUUCCGAAAUAUUUGUGUAAAUCUUAAAUUAAGCCAGAACUAAUUUCGUUAGCAUUUCUCUUUAUAUGUAUGUUAUGUAUUCUACACCUAAACAUAUCAAUGUACAAUUUAAUAUAUAUGUGAAUCUAUUAUCAUAUGUAUGCCUAAUAAACAAACUUAAAUACUUAAA
Molecule: messenger RNA, 4663 nt
Organism: Drosophila willistoni
Lineage: Eukaryota; Metazoa; Arthropoda; Insecta; Diptera; Drosophilidae
Exons: 9
Coding region: 127-4317 (1396 amino acids)
Biological process (GO): response to oxidative stress
Molecular function (GO): peroxidase activity; heme binding
Source: RefSeq, a predicted model, not a curated record